Onychostruthus taczanowskii (white-rumped snowfinch) is the source of this 3394-nucleotide messenger RNA. RefSeq names its product smoothelin (gene SMTN). The coding region runs from base 132 to 2624 and encodes 830 amino acids. The transcript is spliced from 20 exons. The record is from RefSeq and is a predicted model, not a curated record. Gene Ontology annotation, molecular function: protein binding. Gene Ontology annotation, biological process: actin cytoskeleton organization. NCBI's taxonomy places the organism in Eukaryota, Metazoa, Chordata, Aves, Passeriformes, Passeridae. Gene Ontology annotation, cellular component: microtubule organizing center; filamentous actin.
GGAGAAGGCGGGGAGCGGGGCGGGGCGGGAACGCAGCCGAACCCAGCGCAGGGCCGCGCCGCCCCGGCCGCGCUUUGUUGUCUCGGCCGCCACCGAGUCCCGGCCGCAGCAGUGCGGCCCCAACGGGCAGGAUGUCUCAGGAGAGUCUCCUCGGGAUGGACGAGGGAGCGCUGCGGAAGCUGCUGGAGGCCACACUGGACCUGGCUGAGCGGCGCCGCAUCCGCUCGGCUAUCCGGGAGCUACAGCGGCAGGAGUUGGAGCGGGACGAGGAGACGUUGGCAUCCAAGCGCUUCCGCCCAGAACGCAGCAGCCAUCGACAGGACAACAAGGAGAAUUGGCCACAGUCCCGGCACCUGGAAGAGGAGCAGCAGGCAGCCCUGGCUGCCUUGUCUGAGCAGCUCGAAGCCAUCACCAGCGUGGAGGAACUGACAAAACUGCUGCGGUCAGCGGGUGAGUAUGAGGAACGCAAGCUGAUCCGAGCUGCCAUCCGUAAGCUGCGGGCUGAGGAGAUUGAAGCUGCGACCCUGGCUGGGAAUGUGCAGAGCAGCCGAAGGGAUGGCAGCAAGCCCCCCACUGUGCCUGGGGAAAUAAAAAUUUUCCAGAGGGACAAUGCUGAAACACCAGCCCUUACUGCGAGUGAAGAAAGCUGUGGUGAGAGUAGCACCAAGCCUCCAGGCACAGACAAGAGCGGGGAGAGCAGCCAGCAGGACGAUGCAGAGCCAGCACUGGCUGGGCCAGAGAGUGGAUAUGGGGAGGCUGUGAAGCAGACCCCUGCCCAGCAGCCCAAAGGCUCAGCGGCCUGCAAGCAAGAGGAUGUGGUGGAGCAGGAGCAUGUCCCAGCUGGGAUGCAGGAGCUGUGCAGCCAGCAAGCGAGAGACCCCCAGAAACCUGGUGCUCAGGCUGUGGUUUCAGGGACCCUCGUGCUCCUGGAGCUGCAGCCAGCCCCAGAGACCCAUCCAGAGCCUGAGGAUGGUGGUGAGGACCUGCAGCAGGGUCAGCCCCAGGCAGCCUGGAAGGAAGGGAACCUGGACAGCCCUGCAAGCACCCCAGAGCCCAGUGUGGUGCAAAGCCCCAGAGGGGAACAACUCAUCCCGGGCCAACCCAGUGCUGGCAGUCAGCUUCAUGUUGGGGUACACUGCCAGGUGCUGGGGCCAGGUGGGAGACACGAGAGGCCAUCAGUGGCAUCAGUGCCCACCCAGGAGGUCAUGGGAACCCCGGCUCGCCUGAAUACUCACCGGUGGGAGCUGCUGCCCUCCUCCCUCUGCCUGGCUGGCCCCACGGAGGUGACUCUGGAUCUGCGGAGCACCCCCAUCCGUAUCACCACCAUCCCCAGCAGCGUCAGCAGCAUCUGCAACAUCAGCAGUGUCAGCAGCAAUGUCACCAAGGACCCUUGCGCUCACUUUGAGGGCACUGAGGAGCCCAGUGGCCCUGUGGCCCAUCCACCCACUUUCUCCAGUACGCGCCAGCAAUCGACCCUGCAUCUCUCCCGAAGCAACAGCAGCAUGGAGCCAGAGGUGGUGGAGCAGCAGCAGGCACCGAGGCGAGAACCAGAGCUGCCCAACGGCGUGGAGAAGGUGCAAGUGAAGGAGGUGGAGAGAAGGAGCAAGCUGAAUGUCGAGGAGCUGAGCAAGAUUGAGGAUGAGGAUGUUCUGGAUAAGAUGUUGGAUCGGACAACAGACUUUGAGGAACGACGGCUGAUUCGAAAUGCCAUGCGGGAGCUGCGCCAGCGCAAGCGAGACCAGCGGGAGAAGGAGCGGGACCAGCGGCUGCAGGAGGCUAGGAGCCAAUCUGUGACAGGAAGAGCUGGCCAUGCCACAGAGACCACCACCACGCAGAGCACUCAGUCAGCCGAUGGCUCGGCGUGCAGCACCGUCACCAAGACUGAGCGUCUCGUCCAGUCUAGUGAUGGCACCAAGACCUCCCGUACUACAACCAUGGAGUCAAGUUAUGUGAAGAGAUCAGACAAUGGCAACAGCACUUUUGUUCAAACCAAAUCAUCCUACAGCUCCUCAUCCAAAAAGACAGGCAGCAUUUUUGACCGUGAAGAUGAGAGUGCUUCUCGGCAGAGCAGCCUGGCCGCAUUGGAGCGGCGUCAGGCGGAGAAGAAGAAGGAACUGAUGAAGGCUCAGAGCCUGCCCAAGACAUCAGCCUCACAGGCACGCAAGGCCAUGAUGGAGAAGCUGCAGAAGGAGGGUGGGAGUUCAAACCCUGCAGCAUCACAGACCGCCGUGCAGCGCUCCUCCAGCUUUGGCGUGCCUAACGCCAACAGUAUCAAGCAGAUGUUGCUGGACUGGUGCAGAGCCAAGACCCGCGGCUAUGAGCAUGUGGACAUCCAGAACUUCUCAUCCAGCUGGAGUGAUGGCAUGGCCUUCUGUGCCUUGGUCCACAAUUUCUUCCCUGAUGCAUUUGACUACAGUAAGCUGACACCCCAGAACCGCCGCCAAAACUUCGAGGUGGCCUUCUCUUCUGCAGAGACGCUGGUGGACUGCGUGCCGCUGGUGGAGGUUGAAGACAUGAUGAUCAUGGGGAAGAAGCCUGACGCCAAGUGCGUCUUCACCUACGUGCAGUCCCUCUAUAACCACCUGCGUCGCCACGAGUUGCGCAUGCGGCAGAAAGAGUGCUAGAGCCUGCCCUUUCCAGCCCCACUGCUGCCCUCACCCCAGAGCUGCCUGCGGGCAAGGGAGCUGCUUGCCUGGGAGGGUCUGGGGGGCCAGGGGUCUGGCACUGGGGACAGAAUUCUUCCACCAGGGCACCCCCAUACCUCUGCCUUGGCAGAGCUGCUUCUGCCUCGGCCAGCUGUGGGCUGACCCUGUGGGCAGAGCCAGGUGGGCGCUGCGGGGAUGCUCCCACCUUGGCUUGCUCCCUAUGCUCCAGCCUUUUUUAAGUUAUUUGUUCUCCAGGAAUUAUUUGCCCUGCAGGUACCAUCCCUGUGUCCCUGGGGUGGCGUGAGUACAGCUGUGCCCUCAGACUCAGGCCACCUCAUGGGUCUGUGGCUGAGCAGGGCUGUGCAGUUCAGCCAGGAUCGUGGUACACCCUGCAGGCAGCACCUGUCAGUGGUUCCCUUGGCCCCCUGCAAGGAAGCCUCUCUGCCCACUGCAGGCCCUGCCUGGUGUCACCUCCCUGGGGACAGCUCCACAACCAUGCCAACUCCCUGCUUCCCACCUCCACGUGCACCUGAGGCACUUCCACAUUAGGGGCACCUGUGGGCUGGGGAGGGGGUAGCAGCAAGGGGUCCCAGGGCAGUGCAAGGUGAAUGGAGCAAGCUGGGACAACCACCCCCACUCCAGCUCAGGCCACCCAUGUGCUCAGCGCUGCUCGCCCCUCUGUCACAUCUCUACACCGCGCUGACAUGUGUACCAACACCAGCCAGAUAAUAAAGGUUUAUUUAGGGCAA